Elephantulus edwardii (Cape elephant shrew) is the source of this 588-nucleotide messenger RNA. It is a transcript of the gene EXOSC1, whose product is annotated as exosome component 1. Gene Ontology annotation, molecular function: RNA binding. The transcript has 8 exons. Gene Ontology annotation, cellular component: nuclear exosome (RNase complex); cytoplasm. The coding region runs from base 1 to 588 and encodes 195 amino acids. Gene Ontology annotation, biological process: RNA processing. Lineage: Eukaryota; Metazoa; Chordata; Mammalia; Macroscelidea; Macroscelididae. The record is from RefSeq and is a predicted model, not a curated record.
AUGGCGUCCCCCACGCGGUACUGCGUCCCAGGCGAACGUCUGUGUAAUCUGGAGGAGGGCAGCCCCGGCAGCGGCACCUACACCCGACACGGCUACAUCUUCUCGUCGCUUGCCGGCUACCUGACCAAGAGCAGCGAGAACGGCGCGCUUCCUGUGGUGUCUGUGAUGAGAGAAACAGAAUCCCAGUUAUUGCCAGAUGUGGGGGCUAUUGUAACCUGUAAGGUCUCUAGCAUCAACUCGCGCUUUGCCAAAGUACACAUCCUUUAUGUGGGGUCCACACCACUUAAGAACUCUUUCCGAGGAACUAUCCGAAAGGAAGAUGUCCGAGCUACUGAAAAAGACAAGGUUGAAAUUUACAAGAGUUUCCGACCAGGUGACAUUGUAUUGGCCAAAGUCAUCUCUCUAGGUGAUGCGCAGUCCAACUAUCUGCUGACCACUGCUGAGAAUGAACUUGGAGUGGUGGUGGCCCACAGUGAGUCAGGAGUCCAGAUGGUUCCCAUCAGCUGGUGUGAGAUGCAGUGCCCGAAAACCCACACUAAAGAAUUCCGGAAAGUGGCGCGAGUGCAGCCUGAAUUCUUACAGACCUAA